Dipodomys ordii (Ord's kangaroo rat) is the source of this 762-nucleotide messenger RNA. RefSeq lists its product as uncharacterized. Gene Ontology annotation, biological process: cell-cell junction organization. NCBI's taxonomy places the organism in Eukaryota, Metazoa, Chordata, Mammalia, Rodentia, Heteromyidae. The record is from RefSeq and is a predicted model, not a curated record. Gene Ontology annotation, cellular component: plasma membrane; apical junction complex.
UGCCGCUCCCGCUUCAAGAGCGCGCUCCGCUAGCCCUCGGGCGUGGCGCCCGCGCCCGCGUCCCCGCCGGCCCCGCCGCGCCGAGGACGCGAGGCCCGGCGGGCGGCGCGGGCCGAGGGUUCGCCGCGCCGGGAGGCCGCGUACCCCGCGCUGCGCGCGCUCGCCAACGAGCUGCACCCCAUCAAGCUGCAGCCGCAGCGCGGCGGGCCCGGCGGCGUCGCGCCGCUGUGCGCCGUCCCCGGCCGCUGCGCGCAGCCCGAGCCGCCCCCGGGGCCCGCCCCGCACGUGCGCUGCCGCCUGGACAUCAAGCCCGACGACGCGGUGCUGCGGCACGCCGCCCGGGGCUCGCGGCCCUGCGGCCCCGCCGACGCCGCGCCCUGGGCCCGCGCCGCCCCGCAGCUCUACGGCCUCACGGUCCCCGGGCCCCGCCACGCCGCCCUGUCCCGCACUCCCACCCCCAGCGACCUGUACUGCGCGGACCCCCGGGCGCUGUACUGCGACGGGCCCCUGCCCGCGCCCCGGGACCAGCCCUUCGCCGCGCCCCCGGGCCCCACCCGCUUCUUCUACACCGAGGAGCCCGAGGCCUACGCGGGCGGCUUCGCGGCCAGCCCGGGGCCUCCCUUCGAAGGCUACGGCUCCAGGCCCUACCCGUACGAGGAGCGCCCGGGGCCCAGCCCCCGGCGUGCGGGCAGAUACUACCCCGGGGACGCGCGCACCUUCCCCGUACAAGAGCCGCCCGCACGCGCCUACUCCGGGGAGGCC